AUGGCCACCCCGCCAUGCCCAUCGGGCCCACGCGCCUCUCUGGCUGCGGGCCUCCUCCUGCUCCUGCUGCUCCGGACCCCCGCCCGGGUCGCGACGAUGGCCCUGGGCCGCGCCGCGCACAAGGGGAACACCCUGCCGGGUCCCGGGGACUGCGGCCAGCGAGGCAUGGAGGGGAGGAUCAUGGGCGGCACGGACGCUCCAGAGGGCAAGUGGCCUUGGCAGGCCAGUCUGCGCUCCGGGGGCUACCACAUCUGUGGCGGGUCCAUCAUCAAUCCGUACUGGAUCCUGACAGCUGCCCACUGCCUUGACAAGAACAGGAACGCCAAGGCCUAUAACGUGUCUGUGGGCGUUGUGAACAUUCACAAUCCCGGGAAAUACACCCAGAGGUUUGGGGUGCACAAGAUCAUCAUACACCCGACCUACCAGAAGCAUCACCCCGUGGGAGGCGACAUUGCCCUGAUGCAGUUGAAAACCAGCAUCGUGUACUCUGAGGCUGUGCUUCCGGUCUGCCUGGCAAGCUCCAAGAUGGUGAUCAGCGGCGUCAACUGCUGGGCCACUGGAUGGGGAUUUACAAGCGGCAAUGAAGACACCUCGCCGAAGCUGCAGGAGGUCCAGCUGCCUCUGAUCCCAACACAGACGUGCCAGCAGAUCUUCGGCCACUCCUCAUAUAUUACACCAGACAUGCUGUGUGCUGGGGACCUCCAGAAUUUCAAGACCGUGUGUGAGGGCGACUCUGGGGGUCCGUUUGUCUGCAAAAUCGACAACAGCUGGGUACAGAUUGGAGUCGUGAGCUGGGGCCGAACUUGUGCAAACCCUACGUACCCUGCAGUUUUCGCCCGCGUCACCCAUUUCUCAGACUGGAUCAAGGAUAAAGUAGAAAAGACACCGCUACCUUUUCAGUCUGUCCCUGCUCUCUCCCCCACUCUGCUCCUCAACUCCCUGAGCCCCUGA
Sorex fumeus (smoky shrew) is the source of this 951-nucleotide messenger RNA. It is a transcript of the gene PRSS38, whose product is annotated as serine protease 38. Bases 1 to 951 code for a protein of 316 amino acids. Gene Ontology annotation, molecular function: serine-type endopeptidase activity. Gene Ontology annotation, biological process: proteolysis. The transcript is spliced from 6 exons. Lineage: Eukaryota; Metazoa; Chordata; Mammalia; Eulipotyphla; Soricidae. The record is from RefSeq and is a predicted model, not a curated record.